AUGUCGGGGGACUGGGAUGAAGACCUGUGUAAGAAGGCGCUGGUGUUGGUGGAGGAGCUGUGUUUCCGCUCCCCAAGAGGUUACAGCCAGAAUGAACGCUGCGAGGAAUUCAGCUACCUGAUGAGAGGACGCAGACAGCCGGACACAGAGAUCUCUGUCAGUCUGCUGUCAGUCAUCGUGACAUUCUGCGGCAUCGUCCUCCUCUCCGUGUCCCUCUUCGUCUCCUGGAAGCUCUGCUGGCUGCCAUGGCGGGACAAGGAGGGAGGAGGCCUGAGCCUGACGUCGGGGUUGCUGCCCGGAAGCGCCGGCGUCGGAAGCCUCGGAGGAGCCGGGGGAUCGUCGCUCUUACCCCCGCUGCUGCAGAGGAAGGAGGGCCACUCCUCGUCCUCGCUCUACCCAACUCUGGGCCAGCAGGGACAGCAUCACCCCCAUUUCUCUGACCUGGUGGGGCUGGAGAGGGGGGAGGUCGGAGCUGUGGUCGGGGGGCCACAUGAGACCCAGGAGCCCUCCUACCUGGACAUGGACUCCUACCCUAACAAUGCUGGAACUCUGAAGCUGAGUCAGACGUCUCCAGAUGUUCCCAACUCCGAGGGUGGAGCCCAUCCUCAAAAGGACCUGCCCAACGCUCAUUCCCAGCAGCAGGUCACUGCACGGCCCAAGCCCAUGACUCACCAGCUCUCCAGUCCUGAUUUCCACGGUGAAGAGAAGGAGCAGGUAACCUGCAUUGGGCAGAUAAAACCGGAGCUCUACAGACCCAAGGGCGACACGGGUGAGGGCAAACAGGGCGACAACUGCGGCAAGAUCAGCUUCCUCCUGCGCUAUGCCUUCAACACGGAGCAGUUGGUGGUGAAGAUCCUGAAAGCUCUGGAUCUGCCAGCAAAGGACGCCAACGGCUUCUCAGACCCGUAUGUGAAGAUUUACCUACUGCCAGACAGGAAGAAGAAAUUCCAGACCAAGGUCCACAGAAAGACCCUGAACCCAGUGUUCAACGAGACGUUUCAAUUUGGCGUGCCGCUGAAUGAGCUACAUUCCAGGAAGCUUCACUUCUCUGUCUAUGACUUCGACCGCUUCUCCAGACACGACCUGAUCGGCCAGGUAGUGGUGGACAACCUGCUGGACUUCAGCGAGGGCAGCGGGGACAAACCCGUCUGGAGGGACAUCGUGGAGGGGACCGCGGAGAAAGCUGAUCUCGGGGAGCUUAAUUUCUCGCUGUGUUACCUGCCCACUGCAGGCAGGCUCACUGCUACAGUCAUCAAGGCCACCAACCUCAAAGCCAUGGACCUGACUGGCUUCUCAGACCCGUACGUGAAGGCGUCUCUGAUAUGUGACGGGCGCAGGCUAAAAAAGAGGAAGACCUCCAUUAAGAAGAACACACUGAAUCCAACGUACAACGAGGCGCUGGUGUUUGACAUUCCCAAUGAAAACAUAGAAAGUGUAUCCAUCAUCAUCGCAGUGAUGGACUAUGACUGUAUUGGUCAUAACGAGGUUAUAGGGAUGUGUCGUGUGGGCAGCGAAGCUGAAGGUCCUGGGAGGGAGCACUGGGCAGCCAUGCUGGCCAAUCCACGCAAACCAAUAGAGCACUGGCAUCAGCUUGUGGAGGAAAAAGCAAUCGGUACAUUUGUGUCAAAGAGUGCAACAACACCCUCCCCUAAGCCGCACAUCGUGGUGGACAGUCCUCACUCUGAUUAA
Molecule: messenger RNA, 1689 nt
Organism: Scomber japonicus (chub mackerel)
Lineage: Eukaryota; Metazoa; Chordata; Actinopteri; Scombriformes; Scombridae
Gene: syt3
Product: synaptotagmin III
Exons: 10
Coding region: 1-1689 (562 amino acids)
Biological process (GO): calcium-ion regulated exocytosis; regulation of dopamine secretion; cellular response to calcium ion
Cellular component (GO): membrane
Molecular function (GO): calcium-dependent phospholipid binding; calcium ion binding; clathrin binding
Source: RefSeq, a predicted model, not a curated record